Prunus armeniaca (apricot) is the source of this 1596-nucleotide messenger RNA. The record is from the annotation of a GenBank genome assembly. Lineage: Eukaryota; Viridiplantae; Streptophyta; Magnoliopsida; Rosales; Rosaceae.
AUGGCUUUCAUUUCUGCUACAUGUCCCGAUUCCAGCUUCUUCUUGGAGUACAAAGAUGAAAAUGGUCUGAGAAAAUCUUGCAUGGCGAGUCAUAGAGUUGGAGAGACUGCUACUGGUUUAUCAGAAUCAGGGCCUUCAAAUCACCAUGUUCCUUAUGCUGUUCUUCAUGGGAUGAAUGCUCCGUCAACCAGUUUUCUCAAUCAAGAAGGAUCUGCCUUUGAUUUUGGAGAGCUGGAAGAAGCAAUUGCGCGGCAAGUUAGAAAUGAUGAAGCUCAAGCACCUUUAUUCACAGGCAGGCCUGCUGCUACUCUGGAAAUGUUCCCUUCUUGGCCAAUGAGAUUCCACCAAACCCCAAGGGGAAGUUCAAAGUCAGGAGGGGAAAGCACAGACUCAGGAUCACAAGUGAACACUCUCACAAGCAAGGGAGAGGGUGGCCAGUUGGAGCCAGAAUCUCCAAUCAGUAAAAAGGCAUCUUCCUCAGAUCACCAACAGGCUUUUGAUCAGAAGCAUCUACAGUUUCAACAGCAGCAACAAUUGCAGGCUCAAGACAUGGCAAUAAGUGACAGCUCAAGAGGAGGAGCAGUAGGAGUAGGAGCUUCGCAAAGUCAAUCAGCUGCCAAACCAUCCCAGGAAAAGAGGAAGGGAGUUGGUUCUACAUCAGAGAAUAAACAACUUGAUGCUAAGACAUUGAGACGUCUAGCUCAAAACAGAGAGGCUGCAAGAAAAAGCCGUCUCAGAAAAAAGGCUUAUGUGCAACAGCUAGAGACAAGCAGGAUAAAGCUUACCCAGCUAGAACAAGACCUUCAAAGAGCGCGCGCUCAGGGGUUGUUCUUGGGUGGUUGUGGUGGUGGUCUUGGCAAUAUCAGCUCAGGUGCUGCAAUAUUUGACAUGGAAUAUGCAAGAUGGCUAGAAGACGACCACCGGCACAUGUCGGAGCUCCGAACAGGGUUGCAGGCACAUUUAUCCGACAGCGAUCUUCGCGUAAUUGUGGAUGGAUACAUUUCACACUAUGAUGAAAUUUUCCAGCUGAAGGGAGUGGCUGCUAAAUCUGAUGUGUUCCACCUCAUUACUGGAAUGUGGACUACCCCAGCUGAGCGUUGCUUCCUCUGGAUGGGUGGUUUUAGACCCUCUGAGCUCAUCAAGAUGUUAACAGCACAGUUAGACCCACUAACAGAACAGCAAUUCAUGGGGAUAUAUAGCCUCCAGCAGUCCUCGCAACAAGCAGAAGAGGCACUUACUCAAGGUCUAGAGCAGCUUCAUCAGUCUCUGGUUGACACCAUUGCCGGUGGGCCAGUCAUCGACGGCAUGCAACAGAUGGCCGUGGCUUUGGGCAAGCUCACUAAUCUUGAAGGCUUCGUUCGCCAGGCUGAUAAUUUGAGACAACAAACCCUUCAUCAAUUGCGCCGGAUUUUGACAGUUCGCCAGGCAGCUCGAUGUUUUCUUGUAAUCGGAGAGUACUAUGGACGAUUACGAGCACUUAGUUCUCUUUGGGCAUCUCGACCGCGAGAGAGCAUGAUCAGCGAUGACAACUCGUGCCAAACAACAACAGACUUGCAAAUGGUUCAACCUUCGCAGAAUCACUUCGCAUCCUUCUGA